AUGCCUUCUGCUACAAAUUCUGCAGAUGCAGGUGAAGUAGCGUCAUCAUCUGAGGCUUCUGGUGAUCCUGAGGCUCCACCUCCACCAAAGCGUAAAUCAUUUUUCCUCUUCGGUGGAUUUUUUCAAAGAAUUCUCCAACGCUGGUCAGGUCAACAACAGCCCAGUGGACCCGUAUAUGCUGGACCAGAUUUUCCAUUCCUUGCGCCGUUUGCGUAUCGCCCAAUUGCUUACGGAGUGCCUGCUAUUUAUUUGCCCAAUUCUCCAUAUGUACCAUCUUCUGGACAACCACAGCAGCAACAUCAACAAAAUCAAGAAAAUAAAAUAAUCAUCUUGCAUACAGGACAAGUUGGCCAACUAAGUUCCUAUUCACAUACGCUUCCAUAUCAUUCAUAUCCACCAUCUAUUGCGCCUGCACAACCACAUGUGCCCACUACUCUGCCAAACGUUGGACAGCAAUAUGCGCCUUAUGCAUUUAAUGGAUAUGGACCUGUUAUCUAUAGUAACUCACCUGUACCUGCUUAUAGUCCGAACUAUAUGCCUGUUCCUGGCAGCGUUGCUCAUAAUAGACCCGAUACAGUUGCAACAGCAACUGCGGGCGUUUCAAGUGGGUGCACUGCAACGAUGAAUGCUUGCAAUUUUGGUUAG
Molecule: messenger RNA, 645 nt
Organism: Ceratitis capitata (Mediterranean fruit fly)
Lineage: Eukaryota; Metazoa; Arthropoda; Insecta; Diptera; Tephritidae
Exons: 1
Coding region: 1-645 (214 amino acids)
Source: RefSeq, a predicted model, not a curated record